GAGGCCGCCUCGCAGACGAGGCACCACGUCGCCACCCUCCCAUCCCGCGAGGCGCCCCACUCCUUCCCGGGGUGGCGCCAAGGACGAACCCGCCUGCCCGCCCGUCGGGACAGGCUCCUUGAAAGACAAGGCCGCGGCGGCAUUUCACGAACAAUGUACUCGACAGUUCCUUCGGAAUAGGCUCUCUUCAACACGCACCCUACCAAGCGGGGGGAAACGGUCCCCGAAACACUGCAGGAAAGGCCGUGAAGCGCGCCACUGGCGCAAAGAACCGGCUGCCGGGUUGGGCAGGGCCGACGGGGGCGCUCGAGAGACGCCGCCCCAAGAAGCCAGUUUAUUGCGCCGCGGCAAAACCCAGGCAGGGCAUGGCCGCGUUGUCGGGCCUGAAAUGGCGGCCUUCGGCGUGCAAUUCGGCCUCCUCGGCCGUUGAGGUAGACGCGUGCCUUUCCCUGCGUGUGGGUGGGUGAAGCGGAGCCUGCCUGGGAGAACUGAGGCGAGGGCCCUUCCUGAGGGGGACCCGUUGAGGGAAACGUGCAAUACGACUAAGAUGGCCUCUACUACCGACCAGCCCAUCGAGGGCACAUCUGGCAGCAGCCAAACGCGUCCGGAAAAGUUGGUUAAACCCAAGCCGUUGCUGCUGCAACUUCUGAAGCUUGCUGGUGCAGAAAAGGAGACUUUUACUAUGAAGGAGGUAAUGUUCUAUAUUGGUCAAUAUAUUAUGUCUAAACGUUUGUAUGAUGAAAAGCAGCAACAUAUUGUCCACUGUGCAAAUGAUCUUCUGGGUGAUAUCUUUGGAGUACAGAGUUUUUCUAUAAAAGAAUGCAGGCAACUACGUUUGAUGAUUUCUAAAAACCUGAUAGCAGUCAGUCAGCAAGGCUCUAGUAAUUUUAACACAUCUGUGAAUCAGUCCAGGUGGCAAGUAGAAAAUGGAAAUACUAUAAAGGAAUCGGUCCAAGAAUCCAGUGAAGCCAGUUCUUCUAGGAGAAGAGCACACAGUGAAACAGAAGAAAGUCCUUUAGAAGAUAAGAAUGAUGAAAGACUGAAACGGCAUAGAUCAGACAGCAUUUCUCUUACAUUUGAUGAAAGUCUUUCAUGGUGUGUAGUAAGCGGUUUACCCUGUGAUCUUAGCAACAUCAGCAGUUCCACAGGCUCUUCAUCCAGUCCGGAUCAUGACAGCUUAAGUGAAACAGCGGACUGGCUGGAUGAGGAUUCUGUUUCAGAUCAAUUCAGUGUUGAGUUUGAGGUUGAAUCCAUCUGUUCAGAAAACUACAGUAUCAAUGAAGAAGAAUCUGAGCUUACAGAAGAAGAUGAUGAGAUGUAUGAGGUAACUAUAUAUCAGACUGAAGACAGUGAUGUGGAUUCAUUUGAUGAUGAUCCUGAAAUUUCACCAGGUGAUUAUUGGAAGUGCUCCAAGUGCAAUAAAAUGAACCCACCUCUUCCACGCCAUUGCCCAAAAUGCUGGGCUCUUCAGGAAGACUGGCUUCCUGAGAAGAAGACGGAAAAGUCUGUAGAGGGCAAAAUUGAAACUGACACACCACUGGAUCCCGAGGAGGGCUUUGAUGUUCCUGACUGUAAGAAAGGGAAAACACCUGAAGAUGAAGCAGAGGAUGACUCAGAACAGAGCUCUGACUCUCAGAAAAGUGAGGACUAUUCUCAGCCAUCUACAUCUAGCAGUAUGCUUUGUGGAAGCCAAGAAGACUAUAAAGAACCUGAGACGGACGAGGCUGAAGUCAAAGAAGAAAGCACUGAUUUAGUUCUACCCCUUUCCGGUGUGGAGCCCUGUGUCAUAUGCCAAACUCGGCCCAAAAAUGGUUGCAUAGUUCACGGAAGGACGGGACACCUCCUGUCAUGUUUCACAUGUGCAAAAAAGCUAAAGAAGCGGAACAAGCCUUGUUUGGUCUGCAGGCAGCCAAUUGAGAUGAUCCUGCUAACUUAUUUUUGCUAACUGAGAUACAAGCAGAAUUGCUUCAAGAAACCCUACAGCCCUAAAAUAAAAUUUUGUACAAAAAAUAUUGAAAGUUUACAAAAGUUUUUAUACCUUCUUCACAGGAUUUUCCUACAAGAGACAACAUUGUGCUGAAGCCGAUGGGUUUAAUUGUAAUGUUCACAACCUCCUUUUUAGCCCCAGUAGCAAACAAUUAGCCCAAGCAAAGUGAUGUAUGGAAGCAUGGCAACAAAUGAACGGAUUUAGUGUUUGUGGUGAGAUCUUUUUAGUCUUAUUCUUCCAGUCCAAAUCUUCUGUGUCUAAAAAUUGCAUUCUUUAUUCAGAAAAGAGAUUGAAAUUACAGCAUUUUUUAAAAAGUGUACUAGCUUCCAUUGUUUUCAACCAUGCUUGAAGACUAGAUACAACUUGCAUUUACAGAAAAGUGAUUUUAGUCAAAAGGCUGUAGGGCAAACUCUGUGCAGAGAGACUGAUAAUCUUUUAACUCUGGUUAAGGGAUCAGAAGCAAGCUGUGGGAUUGUGGGUAUUUCUUUCGCCUCCUCUCUGGAAUCCAUUGCACUUUAACUGGUUAUUAGCAGAAACAGAACAUUUUUGUGUCUCUAGCAUGGUUUGAAUCCAAGGCAGAUGGAAGCCUGGUUAGUCUCUUUCUUAAAUAAAUAUUUUACUUAAGUUUUCAAGAAUACAAAUUAACCUAGUUUCAUUCCCCCUUUUAUUUGCUUUAUCUUCUUCAUACGUGCUACAGCCCACAGUUUUUGCCUCCAUUUGUGUAUAUGAAGACUGUGCAGUCCUUUGCAGUUUGGGGUGGCAGGUUGUGCCAGUGCAGCUUUGUUAGUGUUAAUGCCAGUCUUUGCACAUACAUGGUUAAGGCGGGAGGAAUAAAUUUGCUCUGGGGCUAGGUAGAGAGCAGCAUUUUAAAUGAAGAGUUAACAGAUCUCCAGCACUAAAUCUCUAGUUUCCCUUUCUGGAAGCCUACACUCUUUUACCAGGCCUGCAACAAAGACCAUUAGGAAGUGUUAAUGGGAGAAAUCAGUAUUCCCUGGAUGAUGGAAAAUAAUAGCUAGUUUGCAAAAUCCAGUGAAGUGUGUUUAAAGGGGUUAUUUAAUCAUAGCCACCAUAUCUGCAUUUCUCUGGUAAAGGUUUAAAAGUCUGUUAAACUGAAAUUAAAUUUUGUUUUCAUCCUCAAAUAUGUGAAAACUUGGUCAAAAAGCAGAUUUUUAAAUGUAUAUUCUUAGUCUCAUUGGCAAGAGGCUUAACAUUCCAUUUUUGCCAUUGUAAUGGGUUUAGUUCAUUUGAACAAAACGUAAAAUAUUGAAAUUCAGUGCAAUAAAUGUACAAGCUUUGAAUUAAACUAACAAAUCCCCGGUUUUCAGUAAAUCUCGCUGGUUUGCUUUCUCUGA
This is a messenger RNA of Podarcis muralis (Common wall lizard), 3339 nucleotides long. It is a transcript of the gene MDM2, whose product is annotated as MDM2 proto-oncogene. Gene Ontology annotation, cellular component: nucleus. The record is from RefSeq and is a predicted model, not a curated record. NCBI's taxonomy places the organism in Eukaryota, Metazoa, Chordata, Lepidosauria, Squamata, Lacertidae. Gene Ontology annotation, molecular function: p53 binding; ubiquitin protein ligase activity; identical protein binding. Gene Ontology annotation, biological process: regulation of cell cycle; regulation of gene expression; negative regulation of apoptotic process.